ACACACACACACACACGCCACACAGCCAACACCGGGUCGAGCACUGCGCUGCUUGACAAAGAAGAACUUGCUCCAACAACGAUAAAGCAAGCGGGGGCGCUUGUGUGUUUCGCAUCGGGGAUAGCAACCCAGCUUUUUCUCUCUCCCAUCGACAAGCAAUUUGCUGUCGUCGCUGGUGCUGAGCCGCUGGAACAACAACGACAACCACAACUGCAACGCCCAAUACACACACACACCCGUCCACACGUAGCUGUACACGUCCACAGCCACACACGUCUACACAUAGUUACACAAACGCACACCCACGCACACGCCCACAACACCAGCCAUGCCCAUCACAAACUACCUCAAGACGGUUCCUGCCAAGCUGCAGGAGGUCUACGAUGACAAGCUGGCCAACUAUGUGGCCGAAGAGUUUGACACCAACAUGACCUAUCUCGAGGAGAUCCUGCCCGAGAUUGCCAAGCACUUUGACGCGGCACAGCAAGACAACCACACCUCACAUGCUGACGAUGAGGAGCACAAUGAUGAUGACGCCUCCCAUCACGAGCGAGUGGUGCUGCCAAAGACGCCAUCACACAAGAAGCGCCAGCGCCCGCGCUUUGCCGGACAGAAGAAGAAGAUGCCUGUUCUUGACGACAACGCAAGCUCACAUGAGCCGUCCCCGAUUCGCACGCGCGCGUCUCUGCUGUCGGGCGCACUCAACAACUCCACAAACGCAUCGCCCUGCCACCUCAAUGGCGGUCGUGCAAAGCCCAAGCGCGCAGCCGCCGUCGCCGCCACACAGCGCAUGCAAACCCGCGCCUCAAUCGCUGCUGCUGCUGCUGCAAGCAAUGCCGGCACACCCUCCCCGCGCAAGGCCGUGCGCGCUGCCAGUACGUCAUCGCCAGCACCCGCAGCAUCCCCAUCCCAAGAUGAUGCGCCUGCAACUGUCAAAGCAACGCGCAAGCAGCAACAGCAAUAUGCACAUGCUGAUGACGACACAGAGCACGACUCGUGUGCCACAUCGACUGCUGUGACGUCGCCGGCAGAGUCUCACACGUGCUCUCCUGCAUCGUCCCCUCUUGCAUCAUCAGCAUCGUCCUCGUCUGUGUCGUCCACAAGUAAGCAGGGCAGGCGCAAAGCCACCAAGGCAGCAUCACGCUCCAAGAACACACAAAACCGCACACGCAAGACCCGCAAGCAGACGUCCAAGAAGCAGCAGCAGCAGCAGCAGCAACAGCAGCAAGCGGACGAUGACAGCGACUCUGACUUUGAGCCGGAGACGGCUGUGAAGCAGCGACCACGCCGCACAACACGCACGCGCGCAGGCCGCAAGAAGAAGGCAGCGGAAGAGACCGACAACACCAACGCUGCUGCUGACGUUGGCGAGUCGCCAUCAGCAUCAGCAUCAUCGUCGUCGUUGUCGUCGUCGUCUUCGUCUGGAAGUGGCCGCAAGACGCGAAAGGCAAAGACGGCCGCAAUGAAGAAGACGAAGAAGGCAACAACCACGACCACCAAGAGCGGACGUACACUACGCGCCAAAACCACACGCAAGGCCACACGCGCUGCACUGCGAUCAUCGGUUGAAGAGUCUGCAACGGACACGUCAUCUGCGUCGUGGGCAUCCUCCCGCACCUCCAUGGCGGAGAGUGAGUUUGCGACACCAACGUCGGGAUCGCCCGUGUCAUCUGCAGCAUCAAGCGGACGCGUAACGCGCGCGUCAUCUCGCGCCGGUGCGCGCCAUCGCACCAACAGCAGCAGCAGCAGCAGCAGCAAGAAGGCGGCUGGUAGGAAGAGUGCAUGUGAUACCGAAGAGCGCGUCGUAGAUGAGGAGAGUGAUGAGGAGGCUGUGUCGACAGUCACGCGCGUGCAGCCCAACCGUCGCCGCAUUGCUUCCAUGUCAUCCUCAGACGAGGAUGGUGACGAUGAGGCAGAGGAGAACGAGCAGAGUGACGACAACAGUGACAACAAUGAUAACGAUGACGAUGUUCGGGUGUCUGCAGCAACUGAUGCGACGACGGCCGCCGUGCGCGAGGAAGUGUCGCCAUCAACAGCCAGCAGCGUCUUUGCCACUCCAGUUGACCACACAACGGCGAGCUCACGCCUCGCUACCGCUGCUGGUGAUGCUGACACGACAGUUGCCAACACCGAUGAGAGCGUCGCUUCAAGCGCAGCAUCUGCGGCAACAGCAAACAGCAGCGCAACCAUCUGUGCAUCUAAUGCAUCCACAGCUGCUGAUUUGUCCUCCGUUGAUGAUGCUGCCUCCUCUUCGGCAACAUCAUCGUUUGUGUCUGUGGAUGAGAGCGAUGAGACGACACCUGCUGCGUCUGCCGCUUCGCUCCUGUCCACGACACUCGACAGCACGGCCACCACGACAACGACAGCCACCACCGACGCUGACACCACCACCACCACGACAACGACAACCACGAGAGGCUCCACGCUGAGCGAGGACACAAGCACAGCGCCAUCGCGCAACGCAAGCAUCAUCAGCACAAGCAGCCGCAACACGUCAAUGGCCUCUGCUCGCGAGCCAUGCACACCAACGUCGCGUGUUGCAGGCGGCAGGAACAUCCGGCAGGAGUGCCCCACGCCAUCCACGGUAAAGAAGACAGGCCAGUUUACGCCCAUUGCCAAAACAGGCACGUCCUCCAUUGCGCGUGGGCGAUCGAGCACGCAGCGCACGAGCUUCCGGCAACUGGAGAAACUCGGCGCCGUCAAGCAGCGCCUGCAGAAUUUGCAGCGACAGCAUGAGUUGCGGCAGCAACGGACACGCCAGUUGUCGCACACACCCACCCCUGGUGGAGGCAAGGGCCGACCAAAGCCCAAGAUUGAUCGCACGGCGCUACGCAACAUCCCAGAGGAUGACGUCAUGCGCACGCCCGUGUCGUCUGCAGCCAACCGGGUGCGCUCCCGCUUUGGCGAGGCAGCUGACAACGCCACCAGCAGCAGCAGCAGUGCUGAUGGCACGGAUGCUGGCAACACAUCGGCCAUGUCGCUGUCGUCGUCCACUUCCUUCUCGUCUGCCGUGUCGUCGUCGACAGCCGGUACUUCAUCCACGUCUGCGUCUGCUGCGCGUGGUGCUGGUGUUGGCGCCUAUCGCUCCCGUCUGGCAUCGGGAAGCAGCAGCGUGUAUGGCAACCGCGCGCACCCGCGCAUCCCCUCCGCAUCCAAGUUUGGCGACAGUGACAGCGACGCAACGGUGCAGGCCUCUGACCACACCAACAGCACCAGCAGCGGCAGCAGCAACGCGGGCAGCGCUAACGCGGCCUCCCGUCUGCCUGGCAACAUGUUUGCCAACGGGCCGCUGGGCAACGAGUCGCACGCGAGCAGCAGGCCCGGUGACAUGUCAUCGUCUUCGUCCACGGGUGUGAACAGCACCAACAGCAGCCGAGUUGUGGAUGAGGCGUGGACCUCUGGCCUGUCGCUGUCAUCAUCGUCAGCAUCGUCAUCCUUCACCUCUGGCAACAAAUCCAAGCUGCCAAGUGCAUCUGACACCAGCAACAGCAGCACUGGCAAGUCUGGAGAAGAGAAUGUGACGUCCUCCAUGCUCAUGUCAUCGUACUCGUCCAUUUCGUCAUUCGCCGCCUCACAGGCCAAGUCGCUGCUGCGCGCGUUCUCGUCGGACACGUCUGCCACGAGCGACCAGGAGGCAGGCAGGACCGCAAGUCCUGCCGAGUCCUCCUUCUCGGACGAUGGGCGGUUCCACCCGAACGCGGCCAAGCGGAAGAGUGAUCCCGCUGAAGAGAGCGAGAAGCGCGCCAAGGCGAGCACCCAGACACGUGCAGCACCACUCUCCAACAUCGUCAGGCCCAGCAAGGCUUCAAAUGCUUCGUCUUCGAGUGCAAACGGCCGUGUGGUUCCGGGCAACUUGGCAACAAAAGCGAUGUCGUUCAUCAAACCCAAGACCGCGCCAAAGCCGCAGCAGAAGCCCAAGCCACAGAUCAAGGCAGUGGCCCAGGCACAACGCGCAAAGGAGGCGCAGGAGAGGCGGGCGCGUGAGCGCGAAGAGAAGCGGAAAGCAAACGAGGCCCGUCGCCGCGCACAGCAGGAAGCGCAGGCACGACAGCAGGCCAAAGAGGCACAACGACAGAAGCAGGAGGCCAUGCGUGCUGCUGAGAUGAACAAGUUGCGCAAGGAGAAGCAGCAGGCUGAUCAGCUGGCAGCAAAGGCCGAGCAGAACCGCCGGUUGCGCGAGAACAUGAGUCAGCAGCGCGCAAAGCUGAACGAAAAGCAGAAGCUGAAGGAGGAGCAAGAGAACAAAGACCGCCCACGCGGACUCCGCAAUCUCACACAGCACCAGCAGUGGGCGCCAUCAUCGCCUGUCGUUUCGCGACCGGAAGACAACUACGAUAUCAGCGGCAUGCGCAGCGACGACGACACAGACGACGAGAACGAUCCCCGCCAUGCCGUGCCCUCGUGGGCGCGCGACCACGCGCUGCGCACAGCGCUCAUUCGCCAACACAACGCGGGCCAGAACCCGUACCACAUUUUCCCGCCAGACGACUUCCAGCCCAUCAAGCUCUCGGAGGUCUUUCCAAACCACUCCAAGCCAAGAUAUGAGAGGCGCACGAGUUCAGCGCUGUGGGAAAACAGCCCACGCAACCCCGGCUCGCUCCGAAAAGUGCUUUGAGCCGAGAUGUGGUGGUGCUUGUCUGUGGAUGUCCAGAAAACAGAGUUGCUUGCUUUGUACGUUUGCACGUUGAAUUGAGUGAUAGUUGCCGCAAUGUUGGCUGCGUUGUGUUGCUUUCAGAAAGCCUCGUUGGUUGAGGAGAAGAUAACAGUGGUUGGCGUGUUGAGUGAGGGUGAAAGGAAGAGGGGGUUUGGUCUUUUUUACACAAUGAAUUGCUUUCAAUAUGAAACACACGUGAG
This is a messenger RNA of Salpingoeca rosetta, 4854 nucleotides long. RefSeq lists its product as uncharacterized. Gene Ontology annotation, cellular component: nucleus; meiotic spindle midzone; kinetochore. Lineage: Eukaryota; Choanoflagellata; Craspedida; Salpingoecidae. The transcript has 10 exons. The record is from RefSeq and is a predicted model, not a curated record. Gene Ontology annotation, molecular function: protein serine/threonine kinase activator activity. Gene Ontology annotation, biological process: positive regulation of protein serine/threonine kinase activity; meiotic spindle midzone assembly; mitotic cytokinesis. The coding region runs from base 329 to 4615 and encodes 1428 amino acids.